AUGCAACCGAGCCGAGCAUGGCGCGGCCUCCUUCGCCUGCUGCAUGGUAUCUCGUGCCUCUACUUUGGCUUUCUCUCGAUCUUUCACUUCAUCGCCAACGACGGGGAGGUCGUCUCCCUCGACGGCUACGCUAUGUUACCGAGUGGCGUCAUGUUUGGUGUCAUCGCGCUCCUGCAUCUCUACCCUUUGUGCUCGUUCCAAACCGCUCGCGUCGAUCCCAUCGUGAUGCGACCAACAUCGCGCUGCUCGUUCGAGCACUGGACAGCUCAGUGGCCCGUCCCCGACAACAUUCAAGUGUGCCUCAACCACUUCAUUGCCAUUGGCUGCGAGACGCAUUUGGCCUACAAGAUGGCACGAUCGCUCGCGCAGACCGAGGUUGCCUACUUGUACGCGAUCACGCUCGCAAUCAAUUGCCUCUGUACGUCGUGGCUUCUCCUGCUCAAGCGCGCCAAGUCCAAAUUGCAGCUCAUUGGGCUCAUCGACUGCGUCAUGUCGACCGCUUUGACGGCGGGAUUCCCCCUCGUGUUUUUCGCUGCGCCUAUCAUGCAGUACAGGUUCUUUGGGAAUCACAACGUGCGCCACAGCUUUAAUUGGCUCGCGCUCAACGUGCCGCCGUCGCGCUUGCUCGUGACGUCAUCGAGCUCGGACUUGGUUGUCAAGACGCUCUUGGCCGUCACCAACUUUCUUGUGCUGACGCGCCUGCGUCACAUCAAGAAGAGCACGCCACGGCCGCUGCUGCGCACCAAGAGCUGGAGUCGGCGCCGAUUCUCCGUCACGGUCAAGCUCGUCGACGGACCGCGCGUCAGCUCGAAGCUCCCGUCGAUGCGCAACGUCUCUGUCUCGAUGCGGCUUCGAGGCGUACCGCAUCUCAGUUCCAUCUCGAUCGAAGUCGCCAAGGUGGCGUGGGAAGUCAGCAAAGACCACUUUACGUGGGAGCAGAAACACCAGAAUGUCGUGCUCGCGGCGCUUCUUCUUGAUCUUUUGUGGGGUGGCGCCGUUCUUCUCGUGGCGACGCUCGCGGUCUUUCAUCGGGACGCGUGCCCGUCCUACUGCGAGCAAGUGGCCGCGCCAUGGUUCACCAACGACUGCCGAUGCGUCUACGUCCGCCUCCACUGCGUCCGCGAUCACAUAACCGACAGCUCUUCGGUCGACGCCUAUUUUACACGUGCGCGUCUUGGCCCGGACCUCUUCCUUCUGCAUGUGCAGCGGUGCGACAUCCCUUAUGGCUUGAACGCAACGACGACGUCCCAGUUUACAAACCUCUAUGGUCUCUGGCUUGAACACACGGCGCUGCGCGAGUGGCCCGUGACAUCGAAAGCACUGCCACCGUCGACGAUGCUUGUGCAUCUUCGCCACGCCCCGUACUUGACGUUGCUGCCCGAGGUGCUAUCGGCGCCGCCACCGACACUUCGGUUUUUGUAUGUGGCUGAGUGCCCGCUAAUGACGAUAGCGGGCGCCGUGUUUCAAAAUUGGACCAACUUGCUCUCGCUGCGCCUGGUUGCGAUGGGCUUGACCACGCUGCCACCUGAAAUCGGCGACCUCCCCAUCGUCUCCUCGAUCGAUGUCGGCUACAACCGUCUCACCGCGCUCCCGCGAGAGCUCGACAAAAUCACAGCGCGCUUGUUCGAGCUGUACCUGGACCAAAACGCCCUCUUGGAGUUUCCUCUGUCGGCGCGAUCGAACUACCCCAAGCUCGAGGUGUUUUUGAACCGAAACCCGAUUCCAUCUCUAUGCAGCGAUGGCUGUGCGUGGGGCCGCCUCGACAUGACCAACACCCUCUACUGCAAUACAACGACACAAAGCGGCGUCUGCGGCACCGACUGCGCGAGCGCCUGUAGCCACGGUCGUAUCACCGACUACUUUUGCGACACGGCGUGCAACACGUCGGCGUGCGCCUUUGACGGCGGCGACUGUCUUUUCUAACCGACGUAGAAUGCUGCCACUGUAGACAAGUAGACGGUUUAAUCGUCAACCUCGCGGCGUUUUCCA
This is a messenger RNA of Saprolegnia diclina VS20, 1989 nucleotides long. RefSeq lists its product as hypothetical. The coding region runs from base 1 to 1923 and encodes 640 amino acids. The record is from RefSeq and is a predicted model, not a curated record. NCBI's taxonomy places the organism in Eukaryota, Oomycota, Saprolegniomycetes, Saprolegniales, Saprolegniaceae. The transcript has a single exon.